Molecule: messenger RNA, 665 nt
Organism: Strongylocentrotus purpuratus (purple sea urchin)
Lineage: Eukaryota; Metazoa; Echinodermata; Echinoidea; Camarodonta; Strongylocentrotidae
Exons: 2
Coding region: 3-431 (142 amino acids)
Source: RefSeq, a predicted model, not a curated record
AGAUGAUGAACCUGGCAUUUUGCCUUCUCUCGCAUUUGUUCCCUGGAAAGAAGUCAACAAAGGGAGGAAGAGCUUCCAUCCAAGAAGCCUUGGAUAAUUUCAUUGACUUUCAAAAGGAAGGGACCAAUGUAGAGGCAUACAAAUCUUCGCAUGGGAGGAACCAACCUUUCAUCCUAGCCCUAGGAGGACACUUCUGCAAUCCAGCUCAGACUUUUGUUGUAUUGGAGCACCACGUUCUUGAGCAGAAGAGUCUCGUUGCAGCUGUAGAUUUGUGCUACAAGAUCUUUCAGAUCUUUGAUCUACAGUAUCCAUGCCAGGCAAGAGCAAUGUGGGUCGUGAUGGACACCAUUGCUUUUGAUGUCAAACCAGGAGCUCAAGAGUCUGGUGCAGUGAGAGCCUUCAGGGCAUAUUACCAUUUCAACCAGAAAUAAAGCCUUGGAAUGUGUUGUUCUAUCAACAGGCCUUUUGAAAUUGAAAUGAUCACUUAGAAAAUUGUCAUUAAAAAGAAAACAGAUUUAUGAACCCCAAACUAUUAUAAUAUUUUGAAAGAGUAACUCCUCCCACAUCUUCGGUACCAUUUUUGUGUGGUAUGUGUUUACGCUUGGAUGAACAUAGCACAUUGAUCAAAAGAUGUAAAAAGUGUCAAAGUAGGGGUGUAGUUGAAA